CGAAGUGCGGGGGGACCGUGGUGGGGAGGGAAAUCACGGCUACAACCACACAAAAUUUCCUCAUAAUGACUGCCCUUCGUUGUCGUUGCCCUCUUUCCCCUCCUCUCUGCUCUGAGAUUCUUUCCUGAUUCAGACCAGGCAUUCUCAUCCUCGCGUAUCCGAUUCCAGCGAAGAAGAGGCACGAGUCACCAUGGUUCAGAGUACACCGAUGACAAACGACAUGUUUCCUCGAGGGCACCCGCGUCGUUUGCCUGCGUGGCGCAAAGGGGCCCUCCUCGCCACGACGUCUUUUGCCGCCUUUCUGGCCAACUUCUGCGCCGGUGGUCAUCUUACGGCAUUUGAAGAUGUGUCCAAGUCGCUGCAUGUGACAAUUCCUCAAGCCGCUUCUGCCAUCGGCAUCGGCAUUCUCGGACUCGGCUUCGGGCCUCUUGUCUGGGGACCACUCUCUUCUUCGAUUGGACGAAGGCCUACUUGGCUUCUUGCGUGGUCACUCUUCUUCCUCACGACCAUUUGGAUCGCCUUGUCAGGCAAUUAUGCCAACUUUGAAGCUUCGAGGUUCCUGGCUGGCUUUACUUCGAGCGUCUCCCAGUCGGUGCCGGCUGCCCAGAUCGCAGACAUCUUCUCGCCGGCGCACCGAGGUCUCUGCGUGUCCGUGUGGACGUUUGCCAUUGUCACAGGUCCCGUCACGGCGCCCAUCGUCUGCGCCGGUAUCUUGACGGCGACUACCUGGCGAUGGAUGUACUGGCUCAUCGUUAUUCUGGCCGGAGCCACGCUCGUUGCUGUGUUCUUCUUCGUCCCCGAGACGCUCGUCAUCGACGACGGCUUCUUGUCGCCCGCUCUCUCUGCUUCGUCACCGACUGCGAAGACGGCCGCCGACGAGAUCGAUGACAAGAAGGAGGCAACGGAUGUUGAGACGGGCUCGUCGCACUCCUCAAAGGAGGUUGGCACUGGUGCAGCCGAUCGCCAAGCUCGCGUAGGCGUCGCCUGGUACCCAUGGAGGGAGCCACUGCGAUUCUGCAUUCAAAUGCUCACGCCGUUCCGGAUGGCACUGUUUCUUCCCGUCCUCGUACCCAGCAUCGUCUACAGCGUCUUCUUCGGAUGGGGUGUCGGCAUGACGGUCAUCACUCCACAGGUAUUCAUGAAGCCGCCGUGGAACUUUACCAAUGUCGCCGUGGGCGCAUCCUUCAUGGCAAGCUUCGUUGGUGCGGCCAUUGGCAAGUUCUUCGGUGGCUGGUUCUCCGACUUUGUCGUAACACAAGCGACCAAGCGCAAGUCGGCCGCGUCCAGCAGCGCCGAGGCCGCCAUCAGAGAGCCGGAGCCGAGGAUGUGGGCGCUCCUCUUUGGCCUCCCAUUCCUGUUCAUCGGUGCCUUCUUCUACGGCUACGGGAUCCAACAGAAGGCCGCCUGGCCCGUGGCCGUCAUCGUGGGCAUGGGCGGGUACUACGUCGGCGUCAACUCGACGCAGAGUGUGGUGCAGACAUACGUCGUCGAGUGCCAGCUCACAAAGGCCGCGUACAGCAUGGCGCUAUUUAACCUGAUCAAGUGCAUCUUUGCCUUCGGCGUCACGUACUAUCUCCCUGAAUGGGCUGCAAAGGACUACUGGUCCUGCUACGGAGCAUGUGCAGGUAUCGCCCUGGGGCUUGGGCUGCUCCUGGCCGCUUGGCUUCUCGUAGCCGGAAAGGCGACGAGACGAUGGCAAGGCAUGGUCGAGUGAAGGCCAGCUUGGCGAGAGGAAAAUUGCCUUGAUAUCGCUGCUGCUGUAAUUCUAUUAUCAUACAUAUGA
Messenger RNA from Acaromyces ingoldii, 1783 nucleotides. RefSeq names its product MFS general substrate transporter. Gene Ontology annotation, biological process: transmembrane transport. The transcript has 4 exons. The record is from RefSeq and is a predicted model, not a curated record. Lineage: Eukaryota; Fungi; Basidiomycota; Exobasidiomycetes; Exobasidiales; Cryptobasidiaceae. Bases 221 to 1714 code for a protein of 497 amino acids. Gene Ontology annotation, molecular function: transmembrane transporter activity.